CAUGUAAAUGAAUAAUAAAUAAAUGGAUGUAUGUAAAUCACUAUCAUUGGUCUAGUGACUUUUAGUUUCUCAUUGUGGUCAUUUGAACCUAGCCUUCUCAUUCUGACGUUUAGAAAUUUGACGGCGGUCAGUGUUUAUUGCAAAAAAAUGUAAUGGCAAUGUGUGAAUAACUAAUUUUCUUGUUUUUUCGAAUACAAAAAUAAGAGACCAUUAAGUUCCGACGGAAUGCGUAAUGUGACAUUUGGUUCAAGUUCCUUUUGCAAUCAUUUAUUUUUAGCACAACAGGAAUUUCUUCAUAGACGAACCUAUCAUCUUGUCGAGUGCAUUAAUUCACAAGUGCAUAAACACAGUUUAUAUUCCAGAUAGUAUUAGGAACAUCAGCAGCCUGAAAUAUAAUGAUCUCAGAACUAGGCACAGAAGGCUUUCAGCCAACGACAUGUUUCACAGAAGAAAGCCUAUUCAAGCUACAAUGUUUAAUCAAAGCAACUGAGAUACAGCACAGUGCUCAUUGCGAAUAUGGAAAGAGAUUGUUCUUAGCACUUACAACUGGGAAUGCUGAGAUCUUUUUAUAUUAUAAGAAGGAUUCGCUACCUGCCCCAGUAAUUAAAAGGAUACCCUGGUUUCAAGGAUCUCACAAACAAAUUACAGCUCUAUGUUUCAAUCGUGUGGGAACAUUAUUGCUCUCUACAAGUGCGGACGGAUCUGUAUAUAUAAUUCCAGCUCUGUGUUUUGUGGAUGAAACAUGUGAGAAAGACAAAAGAUGGACCAGUAAUGAUAUCACUUCCUUCCCUUCUAUUAGUUCACAAGCGUCUCAUUCAAAACCGACUGCGAUAGUAUGGUGGCACAGCACGGUAGUACCCGCUGAAAUCGGUAUCAUCGGAAGUGAAUAUGGGGAGAUUAUAUUUAUAAAUCUAGAAACUGGCCAUCAAACGAAUGUUACGCAAGUUAGAGGGAACAUUGCCAGUUUACACAUUUGUCGCGAUCAAAUUAACGAUAUCGUGUCUCUCUUGAUAACGAGCCAGUCUAGAAGGCAAUGGAGAUUGCUUCUGGAACAGGAUACGUACAGUUGCCUCCAUCACUUGGAGAAUGGAGAAUCGUAUAAUCCGUUGCAUACAAACGAUAACAUGUACGAUAAUACGAAAAUAUUUGCUUCUACAAGGUCUAGAUUGCAAGGACUCAAGCAAUUAUCUGUGGACAAGCUUGCUAUAUUCAGGCAAAAGUUAAUAGAUACAAAAAGUCAGACAUUAGGAGAGAAUUUACAAUAUCAUGAUGUUACAAGUAACCGAAAUACUCAUAACACGACUGUUAAUUCUGAUUUCUCUGUGGAAGUGAAUCAGAAUCAGAUAACACCUGAGGCAAUGGCGAAAGAUGCGUUCCUGAUGUCUCAAUUAGACAGGGAGGGACGACAAUUGUGUACAUGUUACUAUUCUACUACAAAUCAAAUAUUGGUAUACGGACCUAACUUUACUACUAUACCUGUAUCAGCGCAUAAAGUAUUUGAAUCAUGUAAAAGUGCGUUAUUAACUCAACGAUUUUUUUUUAUCACUGACGCCAGUGAGCACGUAAUGUACGUAAUAUCAGAUAGAUUAUCUGAGAUUCGUGAGGGUGAUAGCGGUAAAUUUAAUCCAGAGUGCAUUGUUGGUCACUUUUCUCUAGUGCAUAAUAAAGAGGUAAUACGCUCCGUAUACAGAGCUACUGAUUACACGAAUAAUGCACCAACAACAGUCUCUGAAGAAAUGAAAAAUAAGUACACUUUUCCAAGUGGGAUAAAAGAUAUUAGAAUCGAAUUACCUCAUGUGGAUACUUGUAUAGUUGUUACAAAUCAUUCUGUGUAUAAAGUUGUUUUAAGAAAGUCGAUAUUAUCAAUUUUUAUGGAAUUAGUAUUGAAAAAUAAUGAAUUGGAGAAGGCGGCAAAGUUGGCGAUAGUGUUCGGUAUUAAUGCGCAACAAUUGCUGGAGCAAGCCGGUGAUAUUCUUUGGAUGAAUAAGGAAUUUCCGCGCGCAGUCGCUUGCUACAAGUUGUCUAAAUGUAGAAUAAUAAAAAGUACUUUAAAAUUUGCGUCCGUUGGAUACACGGCGGAUUUGUUGCGUGGUCUCACACACUGUUUAGCUUCUUCAGCUAUUAGCGAGCUGCCCAUUGCACCAAGGAUACAUCUCUCAAACUUGUGUGUUCUUGCGUUUAUCGAAAGAACUCUUAGAAUUUCGUCUGAGAAGUCCAAAGCUAUAUAUAAAGAGUUUUUGUAUUUCUUGUCUACAAAUUCUUUUUACGAUGAACUGUUGGCGGUUAAUAUCGCUGGACAGACCUGUCUCUGGGAAGUGUUACAUCAUCUGGCAACGCAGAAGGGUCUUUAUGGGCAGAUGCUGGAUAUUCUUAUGAGGACAAUACACAAUUUCCAACCAUCACCAUACGGUUUGCUCAUAUGUAUAAGCGAGCCAAGUUUAUUGCAAGCCAUGUUAAUAUAUCCUGAGUUAGCUAAAAGUCAUAUGUCUUAUAUUCUUCAUAAUCUUCAGAACUCUCAAAUUUUUGUACUCCAGAGAUUAGUUACGUUGUACGAUCCAACGAACCCAGUGAUAAGACCUAGAAUAGUGCAGUGCCGAUCACGUCAUAGAACUACGUCAGUUAGUUCUCAAUCUAGUCAAUGUGAUUCCAUAGAUCUCGUGGAAAAUGAUGAGGCUGAUAUCUUGAUAGAGGAUAUUAUAGAGACAUUUUUACUAAUUCUAUUGACUUUGAUUAACAAAAGAUCUAUUUUACAUCAAGAGACGUCUCCUACGUGUAGCAUUGAAUUAUUAGGACUGAAGAAGCAGGGACAUAGAAACAGUAACAUUGCUGAUUUCAAAAGGAGGCCGCUGUGCGCCGGCUUUUCUCACGUUGUUCUUAUCAGAAACGGGAACGUUUACACGUGGGGAAGUUCUGUACAAGGCUGCUUAGGGACUGGCCCACUGCUGUUGAGGUAUGGUUCAUCACAGGCUAUAACUUUCUUCCGAACCAUGGAACUCCAAGUUCUGAGUGUGUCUUGUGGUCACUGUCAUACUCUGGUCGUGACCAACAACGGCGUGUAUGCAUGGGGUUCGAGCCAGUUUGGUCAGUUGGGUCUCGGCAAGGUUUUACAAUGUUCGACACCCGAACUGAUUACUUCCUUGGCUCAAGAAGUUGUAAUUGAUGCGGUUGCCGGACAGUAUCAUUCGGUCGCGCUAACCACGGAUGGCAGAGUUUUCACGUGGGGUUGGGGCGUUCACGGCCAGUUGGGUCAUGGUAAUACUGACAAAAAGUUGACACCCACGCUGGUCACGUCUUUAUUAGGUACAGUCAUACGUUCCAUCAGCGCGGGCCACGCACAUACAUUAACACUCUCGACGGAAGGCAUCGUGUACGCGUUCGGUUGUAACAUUUUCGGGCAACUGGGCAUUGGAAGUAACGUUAAGAGUUCUGUGCCAAUGAAAGUAUUAUUGCCGGAAAGAAUAUCUCUUAUCGCAACUGAAUAUUUUCAUAAUCUUGCUGUUAGUUAUACGAAUAAGCUGUACGUAUGGGGAGCCAGUCCCCAAGUCCUUCGACUGCAAGCGCAAACGCAAAAGAGGACUCGGAUAUUGGAACAACGAGACGGAAUCAUCAAGCAGUUUGAAAAUAUUGACGAGUUUGAGAAAGUCGUGGAUUCCGCGAUCGGGAAUGAUGGGAACGAGGAACCUGGAGACAAGGAGAGUGCACAACACAAAAAUGCACAAGCGAAAGCGAGCGGAAGCAGUACAGACUCGCGAAAAAGACAAUUGGAAAAGCUGUGUAUGAAGAACGUAAACGUUGGCUCGCUCGAAGAAGCUCAAACACACUUAAAACCUACCAUAGUAGAUACAAGCUUAGUCAAAGGGGAUAUUGUACAAAUAUCGACUGGUUGUCAUCAUAACGCGCUCGUUACGAAAGACGGAUCGUUGUACACGUGGGGUAGAAACUUGGAUGGUCAACUAGGCAAUGGUAGCAGACGCGAAAUACCAAUUCCGAAACCAUUGUGUUACAAUCCUGCUUCGAUAUUUGCGCAAGUACCUCCGAGACAUAACGCAUAUAAACGAAGCGAAGAGGAACAAGAGUUGGACGGUGGGGCUAGAAAUUUUGCGACGAACGAGAGAAACGGGAAUCAGCAAGAUGAAGUUAGAUCUUACCAAUCAGAAAAUGAGUUUAGGGAAAAGAUAAAUCCCAUAAUUAAAACUGUGGCAGCCUAUUGUGGGUACGAUUAUACGGUCGCUAUUCAACCAGGAGGCACAGUUUUGGCCUGGGGUAAUAAUAGCAGAGCACAAUUGGGUCGGCUUCCUGCAAAGGACACGCAUGACACUGACACCGACAAGCUUGUACUGAUUAAAAAGCGAGUAGUGCGGCUGCCUCAUGCAUCACACGUAGCAUUGGAUGUGCCAAGCCAAGUUCCUAAUAUUCCCGCUCCCAUAAUUUCUUAUCAGAGUUACGACGUACCUUCUCUGGCAGACGCUAUUCAACCUCUAAGUGUCAUCGAGAAAUCACCAGGAGAGUUGACGUUGCAUUACGCCUUAGAGUAUUUCUCUGGUUUAUACGAUGCCUCGAGAAUCUCAGAAAAGUGCGUCGAGUUGGGAAACUAUCAAGCUUGCUCAAAGAUAGCUAUGUUGCAGCAUAAUCUUUCUGAUGCGUUCUCGUAUCAGUUGAAAAUUCUGCACGCACUCAGCGUUCGAUCUUGCUUGAAAAUGAAAUCGGAGAACGCGCGCGAGAAAAUGAAACGAAAAUCCACAGAGGAAUUCGACUUGAGGAAAUCUUCGUCGAUGCAUCACGUUAAGAAGAAUACCGAAUUGUUUAACAAACAGGUGGAAAAGAAUUUGAUAGACUCUGUCGAAGAUUGCGCGGUUAAGAAUAAAGUGAAAAUUCCGGCAAGUAAAUCGCUAAACAGUCUGCAAAUGCUUCAACAAGAAUUGUAUACGUUCGACUGUCAAGGCGGCCUGGAAGAAUUAUGCAAAGAUGUCAAAUCCGAGAACCCACAUUUGGAGAUCUUCGAAAAUAAUUACGAUUCCGACGUUAGUUCCAAAUCGGAUGACUGGAUGGAAGAUCUUGUCUUCAAGGAGAACCGAUUGCGGAAACACGAGAAGGCUAUCAAAUGUACCGAUGACAGUUCAGGAGCUUCCACCCCUAUGAAGGAAACAGCUGAUACAUUAUUAAAGAAUAGUGGAUCGCAUUAUGAUGAGAAAACUAUACGGUCUUGGCAGAAUAAUGUAACCAACGAAGCUAUAAAAGUAAUCAAAUUCUUUCUCAACGAGAUGGAACACGAAACAGACAUGGUCAAGUGUAAAAUAUUACAAGACGCUCUUGAUUUUUGGAUCGAGCACGAGUUACCGGUACAGAGUAUAGAGAAUUUAUUACUAGACCAUAUCCAAUCGAUUUAUUAUCCCCUUGGACUAUUAUUAUUCUGCCAAGAGAUAAUGGACAAAUAUCUGGAUACGAACAAGAACGAUACUGAAACCAAGAACAUGGCCGCAAUCAAUUCGUUCUCCGUCAAAUUCUGUCUUCAAGUGUGUUCCAUGUUAGUACGUCAUAUCGAACAAGGUGAACCUACGCCUGAAUAUAUUAAACUGCUAUCUUCUUUAACGGCCGACCAGUACGGGUCACCGUUGACUGGUUAUCCAGGAUCAAGCGGAAAUGACACUUUAGAGCAAAUGAUGGAAGGAGUCACAAGUACUUUAUCCUCUAAUGUCCAUGACUCGAAACCAUUUGUACAUAUUAAGGAUCCGGAUGCAGUGUAUCGAUUCCUCGACACUGAAGAAGACAUGAUGAUAUUCACGUGUGGGCAUCAUUUUCUCAUGACCACGUAUAAAACCGAAGUGAUCCCGAUGAUGGAAACUGAACUUUUGACGUCGGAAUCGCUAGUGCUUCCGUGCACAGCGCAGUACUUGGGGAAAAUGUUUGCGCAGACGACUAAACCGGAAAUACUGUGCCCAUCGUGUGUACCAAGAGCACUGGAAACGUUGGUGAGGAAGCAUAAUGGGUGAGAAGUAUGUACCUGAGAUUUUAUUUUAACGAAAACAAAAGAAGAGAGAAAUUUAUACACAAGUUUUCAACUCUAAAGAGCGAACGUUCUACAUGAACUCUGACAAAUGACACUGCUAAAAAGACACUUGCUAUCGCGAUUGGAACGUUUUCUUCGACAUAUAAAAAUGAAUUCAAAGAAUUGAAAGCUCUCUAUAUCUUCGAAGUCGUAUUCUGUAGAUUGUACAGGUAGCAACCAGAAUUUUUUGAACGCAUUGUUCAGUGCGUGCAAACUUAGUCUGCACUAAUUUUUUUAUUGAAAAUGUACGUCUCGUAAAAUACUAGGAAGAUUAUUUCGUUAUAAACGCACACUGCUACUGAACAUAUUCUCUGAAACUAGGUAUUAUGUGUUCAUAGAUCAUAAAGUGAUAAUACUUUUAAUAUUACCGUAAAUUAAAGAACGAUACUGUGCAUUGGUAUCUUGCGUAUCGUACGUGUACAACUUCGUGCGUCGUACAAAACUAGGAAAAAAAAUAAUUAUAAUGAAAUAUAUCGUCUUCAAUUAAAGUUAGACAUGUAUUGAGUGUAAAUGCAGUUAACUUUACAUUUAGACUUUGGGGGAAUCGAUUAACUCAAAUACAACGAUGUGAUGCGAGAAACCGAAAGAAUCGCUUCAUUUUAUACUUCUUUUUGGAACAGUUUUAUCGUAUAUUAUAAUUAUACACAUUUUUGAAAGUCUUUAAUUAAUGCAAUAAUGUAACAACACAAUGAGUUUUAAUUCGUAAUCAUCAAAUAUUCGUUGCAAGCAUUAUAUUACAAGUUAGCUUCCCUACAAUUUUAAGUUUUUGCAAGUCAAUAGUUUGUUAGUGAAAUCUAGUACAGAUUAUUAUAUUUCAGUUUUUAGUAAAAAAUCGAUAUCAGUUAUAUUACAUGCAUAAACGGCUAUAAAAAUAUGUAAACAAUUUCGCGGCCAACGUAGUAAUUUUCUUAUUACACAAUUAAUUAAUUGAACCUGAUGGCCAGUGUACAAAACAGGCCCAAGUAUUUUCUCUUUUCUCCACAACUUUACCAAGGCUCAGGGCAUACUCUUUCGAUAUUUUACUAUGCAGAAAGGAAGAGUACACGGCUGUACCAAAGUAGUAACUAAUUCGUUAACCAAAUGUUAAUUAUUGUGAAAUUACAACACUUUAUCGUGUGGUAGUUGUAGUAAAGUUGUAAAAUGUACAUGAGAGAGAACAAAGCAAUUGUUAAAGAAAUUCGUGGCAAGUGCUAGGAACUAACGAAAAAUUUAUUUCAUCUAGUCUUUAAAGUAUUGUAUACUGGAAUAUAUUAAUUGAACUUAGAGAUUGGGAAGGAAAAGCCAAUAAAAGAUGAUGUACUUUGUGUGAUUCUUGACGAUACCUGUAACUGAUCAAUAUUAGAUAAUCGAUGUGUUAUCGUGGUAGCAAGGUAAAAGUGAAAUUGUAUAUAGAUAGUGAACUAUAUACUUUUUCUUACAAAUGGGCCAAGCUCAUUUAGCUCAUGGGCAUAUAUUGCUUCACUUUUUUUUAAAUACCAUAGAUUUAUGACAUAUUCAUGUCGAAAUAGAAUUUCUUCAUUAUUAUUUUAGCGAUCCGUAAGGACCAAGUUUUUAGAAAUAAUCAAUACAAAUUUAUCGUUAAAUUAAACAAUUAGCCUCGUUGGACUAAAUGGAAAUGAAAUAUACUUUCCGCACAAAAUAAUACAAGUUAAAAAUUUGUUUACCGUAACGAAACUAAUUAUUUACAAACACGUGUAUGGAAUCUUGAAGAAGUGUUUCAACAAUAAUAUCUUUCACAGUUAGCAAAUCUUCCUACAUAUAAAAAUGAAAUUCGCUUUUAUUUAAAUCGCAAAGAGAUGUCUUCUUGUUUUGUAAUUAUUUAAAUUAUAUGCUUUACAUCUUGCCAAGAGUGGUGUAUAAAUUUCGUAUUGUCUAUUUUUUUAAGUGAUCAAUUGUUAUCUUCUCUUUCUUUGUAAAAAAAACUUUAAAUAAAGAAACAAGAACAGCUGUUUUGAGAAAAGUGCAAUAUUUUAGGUACAAGUUAUGUUGAAUAUCAUUUAAAAUCCACGUGUUUCACACGCGUGGCACUUUUUUCCUAUUAUAAUUACAGUUAAAUUUAAUGUAAUAUAUUUUGAGACAAGGUACAAUACGUAUUAUGUUAUAUUUCCGAUGUGUAAGACAGUCUUCUAAAAAUUAUUUCUCGCUACUUAAUAUACGGGUAUAAGUAUUAUGUAAAAAGUUAUCUAAUAUUAUUGUCAAGAAAUUUAAACAAAUUACAUUGUCUACUCCGCAUCCAUUUAUUUUCUUGUAUAUGCAAUACAAGUCACAUAAUAUUGGUUGAGAUGAAAAUUUGUUUAAAUUUCAACGAUCGUUCACAAUUAAUAGUUAUCUGAAACGAAAUGUUGUGUGCAUUGCGUUCCCAAAUCCUUAAUUGUAUACGACUGCAAUAAUUCUGUAAUAUAUAUCCGAAUGUACAGGUUUGAAUGUCUUAAUAUAUGAAGUCUUUCACUGAGUAGUAUUUAGAAUAUUAACGUAUUUAAUGAAUAAAGUACGAUUAAGAAAUA
This is a messenger RNA of Ceratina calcarata, 8550 nucleotides long. It is a transcript of the gene ca, whose product is annotated as RCC1 and BTB domain containing protein claret. The transcript has 20 exons. Gene Ontology annotation, molecular function: protein binding. The record is from RefSeq and is a predicted model, not a curated record. Lineage: Eukaryota; Metazoa; Arthropoda; Insecta; Hymenoptera; Apidae. The coding region runs from base 396 to 5990 and encodes 1864 amino acids.